CCCAAAGCAGUUUUUCAAUCCCCCCCAUACAAGAUGAAUUUCACGCUAUACCUUCUUCAUGAUGAUGUGUCCCUUCUAAUGUUAUUUAAACACCUUCUCCACUAAAAAGCUGCAGUCAGUCCUAAACAUGGCCCUGGGUUGGAUGGCGUUUAUUCUGUUUGGAGGGUGUAGUAUAGCGCUGGAAAAUACAAAGACCUUGACUGUGUCUCAAAGAUGCAUGAAGGACACCAACACGUUCCUCUGGGAAAUUAAGCAAGACAGGCCGAAGGAAUACGCUGUACUCAUGUACGAUGCAUUUGGAAAGCUGGGUAGCAAUGUCGAAGGAGGCAAUACCAACCAGCCUGGUCUGUUGCAGCAGUGUCGCUCUGCACACGGUCCCGCCUUCUCUGGACAGUACUGCCAGGUGUUCCUUAGGCAGGGAACAGUCCAAUACUUUGUGGGUAUUUGUGUUCCUGACUCCUGUGGGGAAGAUGAUGUGGAAAUGCUGAUCCUGUACGAGAGACUGCAGUUUGGUAAGACGUCCCUCAUCCCUCCUUUACCUCCCAUCCUGGUUAAUCAGUCCACUCAGGAGAUGAUCAUGACCCACUGCUUGCCCAACACCAUUGCCCCUGAUGCAUCAGAUGUCACCUGUCUGUUUGUGUGUUGUGCAAUGGUAGCAAUUCCUCUUGCAGCUACCCUGUUUACAGCUAUAAUACAGUGGCACCGGAACAGAGAGGUCAGUCCAAGAGCGGCGUCUUCCUGUUUAAACACUGGCCUGAACCUUUAUGGGACCCUGAAGACCAACAGCUCCUCCAGUAGCGAUAUAAAUAGCAGCACUUCAGAGGAAAAUAGUAGUCAAGGUACCAGGCGCACUCCACUGCGUUUUCCUCGAAGCUGUGUGUACUGGUGCCUUCAGGCGUUCUCUCUACAGACCACCAGCCAGGGUGUAUUAAGCACCUCCUCAUCCAUCCCAGGAGGAGGCUACUCCUCCCUUAAUGGCAUCCGUGUUCUCAGCCUGUUAUGGAUCAUGUGUGGACACUCUGCACAGUUCCCCGUAAUAAACAAUCUGGACAACUACAAAAACUGGAAGAAAACAGUUGAAAGCAGCCCUCUGCAUGUGCUCUCCAUCAGCGGGCCUGUUUUUCUGGCUGUGGACACCUUUUUACUGCUCGGGGGUCUGCUCAGUGCGAGGUCUCUGCUGGGAUCCAUCAACAGGGCUGAAGACAAGCUGAGUCCCAGUUUGGUCGCUAACUACCUCUUCAGGAGGAUUAAAAGGAUUCAACCACUGCAUUUGUUUAUCAUGUGUCUAACCAUCGGCCUAAUCUCACUGAUUCAGUGGGGACCCUACUGGUUUCCAUUUAUAGAUGCGCUGAUGGAUUGUAAGACCUACUGGUGGGCUAAUUUGCUGUUGAUUAGCAACCUGCUCCCAGUCCACGAGAUAUGUAUUCCUUGGACAUGGUACCUGUCUCUGGACUUCCAGUGUUAUGCCACCACUCCUCUGCUGGUCUAUUUUUACAGACUAAACAGAGGUGUGUUUGUGGUUGUCGCUGGAGGCCUUCUGCUGAUGACCACUGUGGUCAGUGCUGUUAUAACUGCACUCCUGCAGCUGCCGGUGUUUCAGCCAUCAACACUGACAUCUGAAAAUUACGUAUUGUAUUACUAUGUGAAACCCCACACAAGGUAUGGCCCUUUUUUAGUAGGAAUCUUGACUGGAAUAUACUUGACAACAAAGAAAAACCAGCUGUUAAAGCAAAAGUGGCAGGCGGUGCUUGGUUGGCUCUGCUGUCUGUCACUCAUGGCUGUGGUGGUGGGAUUGGCAUAUGUCCUCAGGGAGACCCCAGCUCAUCCAUCUGUGCCACAUGCCCUCUACCAGGGACUGCACAGGCCGCUCUGGGCUCUGGCUGUGACCUGGAUCAUAGUGGCCUGUGAGGAGGGUUACGGAGGUUUUAUCAAGAGCCUCUUGUCACAGGGUUUCUGGGUUCCUCUUUCUAACAUUAGCUUUGCCUGCUAUCUGACACAUCCUGUCUUCAUCAUCCUCUACAUCGGCUUGCAAGAGACCCCAAUCCACUACACAGACCUCAACUUUAUGUACAUGUUCCUUGGCCACCUGGUGCUCACACUGGUGGUCGGCUAUGUGUUUACUGUUCUGGUUGAGAAGCCUUACCUCCUCCUAAAAUGGAGCAGUACAUAACAAGACAAGUCAACACACAAAAGACUGUAUCCAGUUAACACCCU
Molecule: messenger RNA, 2214 nt
Organism: Epinephelus moara (kelp grouper)
Lineage: Eukaryota; Metazoa; Chordata; Actinopteri; Perciformes; Serranidae
Gene: oacyl
Product: O-acyltransferase like
Exons: 15
Coding region: 128-2170 (680 amino acids)
Molecular function (GO): acyltransferase activity, transferring groups other than amino-acyl groups
Source: RefSeq, a predicted model, not a curated record